Messenger RNA from Chanos chanos (milkfish), 1873 nucleotides. It is a transcript of the gene abhd4, whose product is annotated as abhydrolase domain containing 4, N-acyl phospholipase B. The record is from RefSeq and is a predicted model, not a curated record. Gene Ontology annotation, cellular component: lipid droplet; mitochondrion. Gene Ontology annotation, molecular function: lysophosphatidic acid acyltransferase activity; phosphatidylcholine lysophospholipase A1 activity. The transcript is spliced from 8 exons. The coding region runs from base 59 to 1138 and encodes 359 amino acids. Gene Ontology annotation, biological process: lipid homeostasis; phosphatidic acid biosynthetic process. NCBI's taxonomy places the organism in Eukaryota, Metazoa, Chordata, Actinopteri, Gonorynchiformes, Chanidae.
UACGUUUUGGUCAUCUGUUGUGUUAUGCUGCAUUUUAUCCUCUCCCUUGUGCGCGACAAUGCAAGACGAGAUUGAUUUAGAGCAAAAUAACGAGAACUCCUCCUGGUGGCCAUCUUGGCGGCCCACAUCCAUGUCUUUGCUGAAAAACGCAGAGGCCAAAAUCCUUGCAUGCAUUAAAAGUGACCUCUGGGCUCGGUUUGUGACCUUGCCCAACCAGAACAGAAUAAGGACCCUCACAGUGACUAAUGGGACUGCACACACAAUAAAUGAUCAAGUAGCUCGUACCCCUCUUGUCAUGGUCCAUGGGUUUGGAGGAGGGGUGGGACUAUGGAUACAUAACCUGGAUGCCCUAAGUUGUUCUCGAACCGUCCAUGCCUUUGACCUGCUGGGCUUUGGUCGAAGCUCCCGCCCUCUGUUCUCCACAGAUGGCACACUGGCUGAAGAGCAGUUUGUCAGCUCUAUAGAACAGUGGCGAGAAGUCUUGGGGCUGGACCGUAUGAUCCUGUUGGGUCAUAGCUUGGGCGGUUACCUCGCAACUUCUUAUGCCAUUCAGUACCCUGAAAGAGUCAGUCACCUCAUUCUUGUAGAUCCCUGGGGUUUCCCAGAGCGACCUAAACCCCAACCUGAAGCAUCAGAGGAUAAGGGUUCAGCAACCAAAAGGCCUACAAUACCUCGAUGGGUAAAAGCAGUUGCAUCAGUUGCCGGUUAUUUCAAUCCUCUGGCCAUCAUCAGGGCAGCAGGGCCGUGGGGUCCAGGUCUUGUGAAUAGGUUUCGUCCAGAUUUCAAAAGGAAGUUUGAAGACCUGUUUGAUGACAACACAAUGACUGAGUACCUCUACCACUGCAACGCUCAGACCCCGAGUGGAGAGGUGGGUUUCCGGGCCAUGUCCGAGUCUCUGGGCUGGGCCAAAAGGCCGAUGGUACAGCGGGUCCACAAACUUCCCUUCUCCAUGCCUGUGACCAUGCUGUACGGAGCACGUUCGUGGGUAGACAGCUCCACUGGAACCAUUGUGUCACAGAUCAGAGGCCAGAACACUACCCGUGUCAUGUUGAUCGAUCAUGCGUCUCACCAUGUGUAUGCUGACCGGCCGGACGAGUUCAACAAAGUGGUGCAGAACAUCUGUAACACCGUAGACUAACUGUGGCAAAGGAAUGGGACAUGAGACAUGAAGUAAUGCUUCUGCGUAUACCUCAUAGAGACUGAGUGUGUACUUUAAUAUUCUCACGCUCAGAAGACUAUGACGAGGUACACGAGGGGCCGAGCAGAUUUACCGUAAUCUAAAGAAUUUUACAACUUACACAGAGGCCUUUAUAAGGUUCAUGAAUAGAUUGCCUGAUUUAGGAUAAGUUGAUAAUGUGCCAGUUUAAUACGUACCAUCAGAAGCUGAAUACCUAGACUGACUCUACGUCUGCACUCAGUGGUAACUUUUAACAGCAUCUUCUUUGUCAGGUCAUUUGUGGCCUUCAUGUUUUGAUGGAUCGUAUGGAUUUGUAUGCAGUGGGACAUGCUCUCUCAUUUGCUGAGUGAAUUGUGCGAACAGUGUCCUUGUUUUCUGAUUGUCUGGGCGUAUUGUUUAAGUUGCAUGUCACUCGCACAAUAGCAGAAUUGGAUUCACAACUGUAAUGAAUCAUGCCUCUCAUUAUUAUUUUUUUUUUUUUUUUGUCCUUUGUGCUUUUGUUGAUAUGUAAUAUUUUAUUUAAACAUUCUGAUAUCCUAGAUUUUAUCUUUAUUUGACUAAAACUGACUUUAAAAUAUCGAUCCUCUUGUUCUUUGUAUGCAUUUGAAUGUAUCUGAAUAUUUGAAAAGUCUGAAUAGUCAAUAGACAUUAAGUUUAGUAAUCAUCUUUUCCUGUGAUUUUUGUAUUUUAUAACCC